GGAGAAGGAGGUGGUGUCGAGAGACUGGCAAGAUUCAACAACAUCGCAACCUCAACCAACACCACUAUACAAUGAAAUUAUCAUCAAUAAUACCCGUUCCCGAACUGCACUACUUCACCCUCCUGCUGGUAACGGGUCUGUAUAAUCCAGGACGAGGGGAAAUAACCAGUCUGGACUCUGGAAACAUCGAUGACAUCCUCAACGGAGCAGGUGUGGCUCUAGUCAACUUCUAUGCAGACUGGUGUCGUUUUAGUCAGAUGCUGCACCCCAUCUUUGAGGAGGCGUCAAAUAUAGUGCGCGAGGAAUAUCCAGACGCUACCCAGGUGGUGUUCGGCCGGGUCGACUGUGACCAACACUCUGAUCUAGCGCAGCGCUACAGGAUAAGCAAAUACCCCACACUGAAGCUGUUCAGGAAUGGCAUGAUGAUGAAGCGAGAGUACAGAGGUCAAAGGUCAGUGACCGCCAUCGCCGACUUCAUCCGCCAGCAGAAAGUGGAUCCAAUUAAAGAGAUCGAAAAUCUGGAGGAAAUCAGCACUGUAGAUAGGAGCAGACGCACCAUCAUUGGUUACUUUGAAAAAAGGGACUCGGACAAUUACCGUACUUAUGAGAAAGUGGCCAACAUUCUGAGAGACGACUGUGCUUUCCUGGCAGCUUUUGGGGAGGUUUCUAAGCCCGAACGUUUUAGUGGUGAUAACAUUAUUUAUAAACCAUUGGGAGAAAAUGCUCCUGACAUGGUCUACAUGGGCUCGCUUACAAAUUUUGACCUCAGUUACGCCUGGACGCAAGACAAGUGUGUACCGCUAGUCCGAGAAAUCACAUUUGAAAACGGAGAGGAACUGACAGAGGAGGGAAUCCCGUUCCUGAUCCUCUUCCAUCAGAAGGAUGACACAGAGAGUUUGGAGAAAUUUCAGCAAGAAGUGGCUCGUCAGCUUAUUAGUGAAAAGGGUUCUAUAAAUUUCCUUCAUGCUGAUUGCGAUAAGUUCCGGCACCCUCUACUUCACAUUCAGAAGACACCUGCCGAUUGCCCUGUAAUCGCCAUCGAUAGUUUCCGCCACAUGUAUGUCUUCCCAGAGUUCAGCGACCUUGCGGUUCCAGGAAAGCUGAGGCAGUUUGUAUUGGACCUGCACUCAGGAAAGUUGCACAGAGAGUUUCAUCACGGCCCAGACCCCACAGACAGCACUCCAGGACAGCAAGAGGAGAACAGAGAGGUGCCCAGUAAUCCCCCAGAGAGCUCCUUCCAGAAAUUGGCCCCCAGUGAGACACGCUACACCAUCCUCAGGGACCGAGACGAGCUGUGAUGUCACAUUCGCCAUCGAGACCCAACCCAGAACCCAGCAGUCUGUCGGUGCCAGUCUGGCACUGAUGCUGCCUGCGCAACGUCUAUUUUCAUAAUUUUAUUUUAGAUAUUAAAAAAAGAAGGUGAACCCCUGAGCUUUUUUUGGGGUGGGGAAUGAAGAGGAGCGUUUUUACUUUUGUUUCUGGAGCUUGUAAAUAUGUUUGUGCUCUGUGGGUCUUGUCUAAAUUAAAAGUAUGAUUUUUUUUUUUCGCCCUUUUUUUUAUUUUGCCCUACAUUUUUGUCAGCCCGAGUCCCUUUUUUGUAGGAAAAAAUUGGUACAUUGGUGGUCCUCCUUGUUGGGAACGCACAUAGAGUUUAUCUUGGAUCUUGAGAGUUCGGCCAAGUGGAAUCAUGGGAAAAAGUGUAGUCUAAGAACAAACCUGCAGUCAACCUGUGCUGUUUCACUCCAGUCCUCAACUGUGUGUGUGUGUGUGUUUGUGUGUGUGCGUGAAUGAGCGUGUGUGUGUUUGUGUCUGCGCACAUGUAUGUUACAUGUGCUUAUUAGUCUGUAUUUGUAUGUACUGUACUGGUCCAGACUUGUUUAAAUUCACACUCGCUAAGAUCCAGACUCGCUAGUCUCAUAUCAUCCCAUUCCAGCAGGGGGAGUGGUCAGGGGGGCGGGGUUAUCUGGGGGUCCGGUUCAGAGGGAUGGGGGAUUAUUUGUAAAUCUGUCAUCUCAGAUGGGGACGAGGAAAGGAAAAGUAAAUUAAAAACAUUUUACAAGAUUCUA
This is a messenger RNA of Danio rerio (zebrafish), 2066 nucleotides long. It is a transcript of the gene erp44, whose product is annotated as endoplasmic reticulum protein 44. The record is from RefSeq and is marked provisional. NCBI's taxonomy places the organism in Eukaryota, Metazoa, Chordata, Actinopteri, Cypriniformes, Danionidae. Gene Ontology annotation, biological process: cell redox homeostasis.